GUGGAGUAGCUUUGUUUAAACUUUAGCACCCACACAUAGGCAAUGGAACCACUGCCGACAGGACGAGACUAACGACUCCACUGGGUGUCAAUGAUGCCUCGGCAUAGAGUCGGCCCGCCGAGCUCAGGCUCGUCGCGUUCUUGAAUUGAAAUAACUGCCAUCUUUACUUGCUCUUCAUGGAUCUUUGAAUUUUCGUAUUGAACAUACACCCAGACGAUCAUAUCAUGGCAGAGAGAGAUACUUCAAAUUUCGACACCAAUCCCGAUUAUGGGCAGCUCACGUUCUGGGAGAGACUUUCCGUCAAGUUUCUUCCGCUGUAUUUGUACGGUAUCACGGUGCCCAAAGUCAUCCUUCGACGCCAGGUAGGGAUUGGGCCUACACAUCUCCCGCUCAGUCUCGAUUUGAGACUGGAUUCUAUGCGAACAUCAACGGCCCUCCUCUCCAGCCGGCAGAUCCGCAGCUUCCACGGCUCCGGGGAUGCCGCCGCAGCAAAGGUCCUCUCGGUACCGCGAUUCGCCGGCGUAAAGCAGCAUCUAUACCAGCCCGUCCGGCGCGCAAACAUGCUCGGCUACUGGAUCAUGCGGAAUUCGCUCAGCGAACCAACGUCGCCGACGGAGUCGGAGCUGGUGUUGUAUUACCUCCACGGCGGCGCGUACUGCAUUUACCAGCCAGGCCACUUCUUGGUGUUCCAGCUGCGCCUGGCCGAAGCAUUGCUGCUGCGCGGCGUGAAGGUUUCCAUCUUCGCCCUGGACUAUACGCUCGCGCCUGAAGCUGCGUUUCCUGCGCAGCUGGAGCAGGCCGCUAGAGGGUAUCAGUACCUCGUUGAGGAGUUGGGAAUCGAGCCGGCGAAGAUUGCGGUCAUGGGGGAUUCGGCUGGAGCAAACCUGAGUCUCAGCCUUCUUACGCACCUCGCCUCCCCCCACCCCUCCAUAAUCCCCAACCCCACCACGCGCCUCGCGAAGCCAUCACUCGCGAUCCUCAUCUCGCCAUGGGUAUCACUGCACGCAAUGCGGAGCAGCUACACCUCCAACGCUUUAGUAGACUUUAUCCCACCGGCGGGACUCGAGAGUUUCGCCUCGUCCUUCCGCGGGACCACUCCCGCCACCGACGCCACACUGCAGAAAUACACCGAGUUCGUGCACACCUCCCACGACCUUUCCUCGGUUCUCCCACAGAGAACCCACGUCCUCGCUGGCGGAGCAGAGCUGUUUCUCCCCGAUAUCACGGCGUUCGUCGAGAAGGCCCGACAGGCCGGCGCGGAGAUAGACUUGAACGUCCUCGAAAGACGCAUGCAUGAUCCCCCCGUCACGGAGUGCGUUAGGGGCCCUGGCGUGCAGAAGUAUAGGGUAUUGCCGUUGAAGAAGGAGGCGGGGAGGGAGAUGUUGCCGGUUACGGCGGGGUUGGCGGAGGAUAUUGCGGUGUGUGUCAAGAGGAGGGGGAUGGGGAUGAGUAGAUUGUAGUUGGUUGAUGGAUGGAUCCGCUGGGGCGUGUGGACGGGAUGAGUGAUGAAUGAAUGAGUUACGUAGGUGCUGUUGAAUGAGUCUAUUGCGAUUUUGGGAAGGGGAGUAGGGCGA
Molecule: messenger RNA, 1574 nt
Organism: Tricharina praecox
Lineage: Eukaryota; Fungi; Ascomycota; Pezizomycetes; Pezizales; Pyronemataceae
Product: Alpha/Beta hydrolase protein
Exons: 5
Coding region: 225-1460 (411 amino acids)
Molecular function (GO): hydrolase activity
Source: RefSeq, a predicted model, not a curated record